AUUAUUGGCCUACCAGAGACCAAAUGGGUUGGAGAAAGAAAAGCUAAGGAGCUAGAUACCACAUGAUUUAAACUCUAGUACUCAGAUGAAGUUAGAGAAAAAAUGGUGUGGGUAUUUUUGUGGACAAGGAUUGGAAACAUAGUGUGGUGGAUGUAAAAAGAAUUGCGAACAAAUCUUAUCCUAAAAAUUAGUGGUGGCAUAGGAGAUCAUCAAUAUCAUGAGUGCUUAUGCACCAGAAGUAGGAUCAAAGACACUUGUGAAAGAAAAGUUUUGGGAAGAUUUGGAGGGUUGGUACAAGGCGUUCCACAAGAGAAAAAGAUUGUCUUAGGCAGUGAUCUAAAUGAACAUGUUGGUAAUGAAGCAAGAUAAUUUUUAAGAGCUCAUGGUGGUUUUGGAGGACUAAAUGAAGGACAAACUAAGGUGUUCGCCUGUGUUACAUCUAGGCUAUAUAGACAUGUAUAAGGGACUAACUACUAGUGGGAUAACUCCAGGAAGCGAGACUAAGGACUUUCCUAUAGGGAUAGGAUUACAUCAAGGCUUUGCCUUAAGUCAUUACUUGUUUAAUCUAGUUUUGGAUAUGCUUACCAGGGACAUAUGAAUGAUUAUCCUUAAUUACAUGCCUUUUGUGGAUGAUAUAGUUAUGAUUGAAGAAUCAAGGGAAAUAUUUAACUUUAAAUUUAAGCUUUAGAGACAUACUUUAGAAACGAAGGGUUUCUGCUUAAGUAGGAGACAAACAAAGAAUAUGCAUUGCAAUUUCAGCAAUGGACAACAGGAGUAUGACUUGGAAGUAAUUCAAGUAAAGAUGGGAGAAGAUGUCAUACCAUAGGUUUCUAAGUUAAAAUAUCUCAGAUCAAUAAUACAAAAUGAUGGGUAAAUUAGUGAAAAAGUCACACAAGAUACGAGUAGGAUGGCCAAAAUGGAAAAAGGCAUUAGAGGUUAUUUGAGAUUGCAAAGUACCUCACAAGCUCAAAAGCAAAUUUUAUUAUACAACUAUAUGUUUAACUAGAUCCUAUAGUUGUAGAUGUUGGGUUUUAAGGGGACAACAUGAGGAAAAAAAAAAUAGAGUAGCAGAAAUGAGAUGUUAUGAUGGAUGAGUGGGUACACAAGAAAGGAUAGGAUGCAAAAUGACUGUAUGCCAGAAGAUAUUGAUGUUGCACCGAAUGAGAAAAAGAUAACAAAAAUUUGGUUAAGGUGAUUUGGACACAUACAAAGAAGGCCUCUCUAGAAGCACCAACGAGGAGAUUAAAUUGCAUGACUUUUAGUCCUGGGAAAACUUGGGAGAGGGAAACCAAGACAGACAACGAGAAAAGUUAAGAGGGGUCUCAUGUGAAUAUUUAUGAAAAAGUGAUGUCGUGUGAUACAUUAGCCAAUCACAGUGGGAAAAAGACUUUUGUUGUUGCUGUUGUAGAAAUGUAAUAUAAAACAAUUUUUGUGUCUUCACCUAACAACUUAAGCUUUGGGAUUUUUUGUCUCAUGACAUGAUAUUAUAGCUUCUAUGAACAAAUGGUCUAGAGUUUGAUCCUUUCAGCUCCCAUUCUUGUAAUGAAAAAAGUUGAAUUUUAGCAUAAGGAAGAUGGACCUGUGAAAUAUCCUCACUUCAAGCUCAAAGGGCUCUUCUGUUAGGUAGUGUCUUAGAGAUGUAAUAUAUAACUAUUCAUGUGCCUUCACCAUAACAACUUAAACUAUUGGAAUUGUUAGUUUGUAACAACUUCUGAUAAAAGGUUUAGUAAUUUGGAGUAGAAUGUCAUGUUGAAGGCAAUACAUUGAGCUUUAGGGUCACACCCAUUUCCCUGCUUGUUUAAUGAGAAGUUUGCUUAUACGGUGUAUUUGGAGCACUGUAUGCUUCCAAAGGCUAAAGCUUAUUCAAGAUAUUUGCAGGAUUGUAAAUGGCCUUCUGAAAACUGCUUUGGGACCACCUACAGGGUCAACCACAGCUUUGUCUCCAGCACAGGAUAUUACUUUCCGACAUGAAUCUGUGAAGUGCUUGGUCAGCAUUAUUAAGUCAAUGGGAUCAUGGAUGGACCAGCAGAUAACAAUAGGAGAUUUAGAUCUAGCAAAGACCCCUGAAAGCAGUAGUGCAGCAGAGAGUCAUCUAAUACUAAAUGGAGAAGAAGGAAAUGCUUCUGAUCAUGAGCUGCAUCCUGACGUAAAUUCUGAAUUUUCAGAUGCUGCCACGUUAGAGCAACGUCGAGCAUAUAAAAUCGAACUUCAUAAAGGCAUAUCACUUUUUAAUCGAAAAACUUCCAAGGGUAUUGAAUUUUUGAUAAGCAACAAAAAAAUUGGUAGUUCUCCAGAACAAGUGGCACUGUUCCUGAAGAAUACUGCUGGCCUUGAUGAAACCAAGAUCGGUGACUAUUUGGGAGAAAGGGAGGAGUUUCCUCUUAAAGUUAUGCAUGCUUAUGUAGAUUCCUUUAACUUCAAAGGGAUGGAUUUUGGUGAAGCUAUUCGAUUUUUUCUUCAGGGCUUCAGGUUGCCUGGUGAGGCACAAAAAAUUGAUCGCAUCAUGGAGAAGUUUGCUGAGCGCUAUUGUAAAUGCAACCCUAGUUCUUUUAGCAGUGCAGAUACUGCCUACGUUCUUGCUUACUCUGUCAUAAUGCUUAAUACAGAUGCUCAUAAUAAUAUGGUGAAAGAUAAGAUGACAAAGGCUGAUUUUGUUCGAAACAACCGAGGAAUUGAUGAUGGAAAGGAUUUGCCAGAGGAAUAUCUAGGGGCACUUUAUGACCAAAUUGUUAAAAAUGAAAUUAAAAUGAAUGCUGAUUCUUCUGCGCCUCAGAAUAAACAAGCAAAUAGCUUCAAUAGAUUGCUGGGAUUGGAUGGUAUACUCAAUCUUGUGAACUGGAAGCAGAGUGAGGAAAAAGCAGUGGGUGCAAAUGGACUUCUCAUUCGGCACAUUCAGGAGCAAUUUAAAUCAAAUUCACGAAAAUCAGAAUCUGUGUAUCAUGUUGUCACAGACGUGGCUAUACUAAGGUUUAUGGUGGAAGUUUGUUGGGGACCUAUGCUGGCGGCAUUCAGUGUAACACUUGACCAGAGUGAUAACAGGGUAGCUACUUCUCAAUGCUUACAAGGAUUUCGACAUGCUGUGCAUGUUACUGCAGUAAUGGGUAUGCAGACUCAAAGGGAUGCUUUUGUUACCUCUGUUGCCAAAUUUACUUAUCUGCACUGUGCUGGAGAUAUGAAACAGAAAAAUGUCGAUGCUGUCAAGGCAAUAAUAUCAAUUGCGAUUGAAGAUGGAGAUCAUCUGUAUGAAGCAUGGGAACACAUAUUAACUUGCCUCUCCCGAAUUGAGCAUUUACAACUGUUAGGUGAGGGUGCCCCAAGUGAUGCAACUUUCUUCACUUCACCUAAUUUUGAAACGGAGGAGAAAGCAAUGAAAACAUUAGGCUUUUCUUCGUUUAAGAAAGGAACACUCCAGAAUCCAGCCAUGGUGGCUGUUGUUCGUGGUAGUUCAUAUGACAGUACAAGUAUAGGGGUCAAUGCUUCUGCAAUAUUAACAACAGAACAGAUAAAUAAUUUCAUUUCAAACUUGAAUCUACUGGACCAGAUUGGGAACUUUGAAUUGAACCAUGUGUUUGCUCAUAGUCAACGGUUGAAUGGUGAAGCAAUAGUAGCAUUUGUAAAAGCACUUUGUAAAGUCUCCAUCUCAGAGUUACAGUCUCCAACAGAUCCCCGUGUAUUUGGCCUCACUAAAAUAGUAGAAAUUGCGCAUUAUAAUAUGAACCGCAUCAGAUUAGUAUGGUCUCGCAUAUGGAAUGUUCUCUCAGAUUUCUUUGUGUCAGUUGGAUUAUCAGAGAACUUAUCAGUUGCAAUCUUUGCAAUGGACUCUCUGCGACAACUUGCAAUGAAAUUUUUGGAGCGUGAGGAGCUGGCUAAUUAUAAUUUUCAAAAUGAAUUUCUGAGACCUUUUGUGAUUGUUAUGCAGAAAAGCAACACCACAGAAAUUAGAGAAUUAAUAGUUCGUUGUAUUUCACAGAUGGUCCUUAGCCGUGUCAGUAAUGUGAAAUCUGGCUGGAAAAGUGUUUUUAUGGUUUUUACAGCUGCUGCAGCUGAUGAACGGAAAAACAUUGUAUUAUUAGCAUUCGAGACCAUGGAAAAAAUAGUGCGUGAAUUUUUUCCUUAUAUUACUGAGACAGAGACAAUGACCUUCACCGAUUGUGUCCGGUGCCUCUUGACAUUUACAAAUAGCCGAUUCAACAGUGAUGUUAGCCUCAAUGCAAUUGCAUUUCUUCGGUUCUGUGCAGUCAGACUUGCUGAUGGAGGACUUGUUUGCAAUAAGAAGAGCAAUGUUGAUGGUCCAUCAGUUGUUGUAGCAAAUGGUAUUUCAGAUUUACAAGACCAUACUGAUAACGAUGAUCAUGUUUCCUUUUGGAAUCCUCUGCUAUCAGGGUUAUCAAAACUAACGUCUGAUCCAAGAUCAGCCAUCAGGAAGAGUUCUUUGGAGGUGCUUUUUAACAUUCUGAAGGAUCAUGGUCAUCUAUUCUCUCACACAUUUUGGAAUAGCAUUUUCUGUUCUGUUAUUUUCCCUGUAUAUAACUUGGUAUCUGGAAAGAGAGAGAUGAAUCUACAAGAGGCCCAUUGUUCACCUUCAGUAUCUGUGCAUAAUGAAGGAAGCACAUGGGAUUCUGAGACUUAUUCAGUAGCAGCGGAAUGUUUAAUAGAUUUAUUUGUCACCUUCUUUGAUGUGGUGAGGUCUCAGCUACCAGGAGUGGUGUCAGUAUUGACAGAGUUCAUUCGAAGUCCUGUUCAAGGUCCAGCUAGUACUGGAGUUGCUGGAUUAGUGCGUCUCACAGGGGACCUUGGUAACAGGCUUUCAGAAGAAGAAUGGAAAGAGGUCUUUCUGUGUUUGAAAGAUGCAGCUAUGUCAACUGUGCCAGGAUUCAUGAAGGUCUUGAGAACCAUGAAUAAUAUUGAGGUGCCUCACGUUUCACAGCCUUCUGCUGACUUGGAAAGUUCUUCUGAUCAUGACUUGACAAAUGAUGAAUUUGAUGACGACAAUCUGCAAACCGCCACAUAUGUUGUGUCGAGAAUGAAGAACCAUAUUGCUAUGCAGCUACUUAUAGUUCAGGUUGCAACUGAUCUGUACAAAAAGCACCAGCAAUCCUUAUCUGCAGCUAGCAUCAAAGUCCUCAUUGAAUUAUAUUCAUCUAUUGCUUUACAUGCUCGCGAUAUGAACAGAGAGUCAAUCCUACUGAAGAAGUUGCAGAAAGCUUGCUCCAUCCUUGAAAUAUCUGGCCCUCCCAUGGUUCAUUUUGAAAAUGAGUCCUUCCAGAAUCACCUCAACUUUUUACAAAAUUUACAUAUCCACGGUCAUUUUGUGCAUGAUGAGAUAAGCCUAGAACAAGAGUUAGUUGAUGCAUGUGAAAAAGUAUUGGACAUAUACCUAAAUUGUGCUGGUUCAGUUUCCACUUUUCACAAUUCAGCUACCCUGCCAGCACCAAAUCGAAAACUCCCUCUGAGCUCAGCAAGGAAGGAAGAGAUAGCUGCCAGGACAUCUUUAGUCAUCUCAGCAUUGCAAGGGUUGGCUGGUCUGAAAAAGGAUUCAUUCAGGAGGUAUAUUCCACGGUUCUUUCACUUACUGGUAGAUCUUGUGAGGAGUGAACACACCUCUGGAGAAGUUCAACAUGCCCUGAGUAACAUGUUCCGUUCAUCUGUUGGCCAAAUUAUAAUGGAUUGA
This is a messenger RNA of Cajanus cajan (pigeon pea), 5671 nucleotides long. RefSeq names its product brefeldin A-inhibited guanine nucleotide-exchange protein 1. Gene Ontology annotation, cellular component: trans-Golgi network. Gene Ontology annotation, molecular function: guanyl-nucleotide exchange factor activity. The record is from RefSeq and is a predicted model, not a curated record. Gene Ontology annotation, biological process: regulation of ARF protein signal transduction. Lineage: Eukaryota; Viridiplantae; Streptophyta; Magnoliopsida; Fabales; Fabaceae.